GAGAGAGAGAGAGAGAGAGAGAGAGGCGAGAGGGGAGCACACUUGUGCUACCUGUCAUUUGAAUCCAAAGUCGAGUCCCGACCGUGUGUGUGUGUGUGUGUGUGUGUGUCUCCCUCCUCCUACCUCUUUUUAGUCACACCUCGCUUUUUUCGGCGGUUCAAUCGGGUCCUCUCGCUAGAUCUAUUUUGUUUUUCCUCCCGGUGAUCGAAUAGCGGCUGAUAGUAUAGGUUGAAUCCGGCUUUAUAAGCCUCCUUGUGUGUGUGUGGGUCGUUGUGCAUGCGUUGGCGACGCGCGGCUGUGGUGUGUUUGCGUGCUGCGCUCCGUGUGGACCAGCGGGAGGACGACGCACCGCGCGGCUCGGAUGAGCUUCUAUCCGUUCGGACUCUGAGCUGAGAUGGAGUUGCUGGUCGUUUGCCUCUCCCUGUGGAUGUUGCAAUGCCGUUCUGCCCGAGCGGACUCCAUCAUACACAUCGGCGCCAUCUUUGAGGGGAAUGCCCCGAGAGAUGAGGAAAUCUUCCAGCUGGCCAUUUCGGACCUCAGUCUGAAUGAUGACAUUCUCCAGAGCGAGAAAAUCACCCAUUCUGUAAAACAUAUUGAGCCGAAUAACCCCUUCCAGGCAGUGCAAGAAGCCUGUGAGCUGAUGAACCAGGGCAUCCUGGCGUUGGUCACGUCCACGGGCUGCGCGGCGGCCAGCGCCCUGCAGUCCCUGACGGACGCCAUGCACAUCCCCCACCUCUUCAUCCAGAGGAACGGCGACGGGACGCCACGCACCGCCUGCCACCUCAACCCCAGCCCGGACGGGGAGAGCUACACGCUGGCGGCGCGCCCGCCCGUACGCAUCAACGACGUCAUGCUGACGCUGGUGUCAGAGCUGCACUGGCAGAAGUUCAUCCUCUUCUACGAGAGCGACUACGACAUCCGGGGCCUGCAGGCCUUCAUGGACCAGGCUUCCCGGCUGGGCCUGGACGUAUCCCUGCAGCGCGUCGACCGCAACGUUAGCCGCGUCUUCAGCGACCUGUUCAGCACCAUGCGCACCGAGGAGCUCAACCGCUACCGGGACACGCUGCGCCGCGCCGUGCUGCUCAUGAGCCCGCGGGGAGCCCAGGUCUUCAUCCACCAGGCGGUGGAGACCAACCUGGCAUCAAAGGACAGUCACUGGGUGUAUGCUAAUGAGGAGGUGAGCGAUGCGGAGAUAAUGGAGCUGGUGCACAGCGCCCUGGGUCGCAUGACCGUCAUCCGACAGAUCUUCCCCAUGUGGCGCGACACCAACGUCCGCUGCAUGAGGAACAACCACCGCAUCUCCUCCCUGCUGUGCGACCCGCAGGAUGGAUACCUGCAGUCUUUGGAGUUGUCCAACCGCUACCUGUACGACAGCGUGCUCAUGCUGGCCAACGCCUUCUACCGCAAGUUGGAGGACCGGAAGUGGCAUAGCAUGGCCAGCCUCAACUGCAUGGGGAAGUCCACCAAGCCCUGGAACGGAGGCUGGUCCAUGCUCGACACCAUACAGAAGGGACGGAUCAGCGGUUUGACAGGGGUGAUGGACUUCCGUGCUGCCGGCGCCAAUUCCCACGUGCAGUUUGAGAUCCUGGGGACGAGCUACAGCGAGACGUUCGGGAAGGACGUGAAACGGCUGGCGACCUGGGACUCCACGAGGGGAAUGAACGGCAGCCUGAAGGAGAAUCGCAUCGAGAGCAGCAUGCAGGGGGUCACCCUCAAGGUGGUGACGCUGCUGGAGCAGCCGUUCGUCAUGGUGGCAGAGAACAUCCUGGGUCAGCCCAAGAGGUACAAGGGCUUCUCCAUCGACGUCCUGGACGCCCUGGCCAAGACGCUGGGCUUCAAGUACAACAUCUACCAGGUCGGGGACGGCAAGUACGGCGUGGCGCUCGCCAACGGGUCAUGGAACGGCAUGAUCGGAGAGCUCAUCGGCAAGCGGGCCGACCUGGCCCUGUCGGCCAUCACCAUCACCCCGGAGAGGGAGAGCGUGGUGGACUUCAGCAAGCGCUACCUAGACUACUCGGUGGGCAUCCUGAUGCGCAGGACGGAGGAGAAGAUUAACAUCUUCUCCCUGCUGGCGCCCUUCGACCUGGCCGUGUGGGCCUGCAUCGCCGCCGCCAUCCCCGUGGUGGGCGUCAUGAUCUUCCUGCUGCGGCGGAUCGCGGCCGUGCGGUCCCAGGGCAGCGCCUCAGCCGGUGGUGGUGUGGGUGGUGGUGGGGCUGGAGGUGGAGGCGCUCACCCAGCGGCCUCCAUGUCCAACUCGCUGCAGAGCGCCAUCUGGAUCGUCUACGGGGCCUUCGUCCAACAAGGAAACGACUCCAUCCUGGGGUCCGUAGCCCUGCGGAUCGUGAUGGGCAGCUGGUGGCUCUUCACCCUCAUCGUGUGCUCCUCCUACACCGCCAACCUCGCCGCCUACCUCACCGUGUCCCGUAUGGACAACGCCGUUCGGUCGUUCCAGGACCUGUCCAAGCAGUCCGACCUGGUGUACGGGACGGUCCGUGAGUCGGCCGUCUACGAGUACUUCCGGGCCAAGGGCACCAACCCCCUGGAGCAGGACAGCACCUUCGCUGAGCUCUGGAGGACUAUCAACAAGAACCAGGGCCAGGACAACUCCGUCUUCAGCCCCGCCGACGGCAUCAAGAAGACCAAAAGGGAGCCCUUCGCCUUCCUGUGGGACAUGGCGGUGGUGGAGUAUGCGGCGCUGACCGACGAUGACUGCACCCUGACGGUGACGGGGAACAGCCUGAGCACCAGGGGCUACGGCGUGGCCCUGCAGCACGGCAGCCCCUACCGAGACCUCUUCUCCCAGAAGAUCCUGGAGCUCCAGGAGAAGGGGGACCUGGACAUCCUGAAGCAGAAGUGGUGGCCCCGGAGGGGCCGCUGCGACCUGGACAGCCACGCCGACGCCCAGCCAGAGGGCCGGGCCCUGCGGCUGCACAGCUUCGCCGGCGUCUUCUGCAUCCUGGCGGCGGGGCUGCUGCUGGCCCUGCUGGUGGCCGCUCUGGAGACCUGGUGGAACAGCCACCCGUGCCGCCGAGCCCAGCCCAAAGAGGACAAGGAGAUGAACCUGGAGCAGGUCCACCAGCGUCUGAACAGCCUGCUGGACGACGACAUGGCCCACAAGCAGCUGCCAGGCCAGUCCAUCGAGAUCUCUGCCCUGGACAUUGGCAGCAUGCAGCCCAGCCACUCCCUGGAGGCCUUGUCCGUGCGGGACUACCCGCCUCACCGCGGCGGCCCGCCCCUGUCUGUCACCACCUUCCUGCAGGAGGGCCUGGGGGCCGGGAGGUCACUGGGCGGCCUGGCCGGCAGGAGCCUGGCCCUGCCCCUGAGCAGCGCCACCAUGCCGUCCAUCCGCUGCAAACACAGGGCCCCCAACGGUGGGCUCUUCAGGCAGAGCCCCCUCAAGACGCCCAUGCCAAUGUCCUACCAGUCAGUGCCAAGGGGAUCCAUCCCGGAAGACAUUGAGCCCAGCCAUGGGACGUCUAUCUGAGCACCCCCUGGGACCAG
Gadus morhua (Atlantic cod) is the source of this 3501-nucleotide messenger RNA. RefSeq names its product glutamate receptor, ionotropic, delta 1a (gene grid1a). The coding region runs from base 395 to 3484 and encodes 1029 amino acids. Gene Ontology annotation, biological process: monoatomic ion transport. Gene Ontology annotation, cellular component: membrane. The record is from RefSeq and is a predicted model, not a curated record. Gene Ontology annotation, molecular function: ligand-gated monoatomic ion channel activity; signaling receptor activity. Lineage: Eukaryota; Metazoa; Chordata; Actinopteri; Gadiformes; Gadidae. The transcript has 16 exons.